Messenger RNA from Dendrobium catenatum, 816 nucleotides. Its product is annotated as zinc finger MYM-type protein 1-like. The record is from RefSeq and is a predicted model, not a curated record. Bases 1 to 816 code for a protein of 271 amino acids. The transcript is spliced from 2 exons. NCBI's taxonomy places the organism in Eukaryota, Viridiplantae, Streptophyta, Magnoliopsida, Asparagales, Orchidaceae.
AUGGCUAUUGUGGUUCGAUUCGUUAACGAAAAAGGUCAGGUGGUUGAACGUUUUCUGGGCAUUAUUCAUGUUCCUGAUACAAUGGCCAAAAGUCUCAAAAAAUCCAUUGAAGAAUUACUUUCAACUUAUGGUUUAAGUAUAUCCAAAUUGCCUGGUCAAGGAUAUGAUGGAGCAAGUAAUAUGAGAGGGGAGUUUAAUGGGUUAAAGGCAUUAUUUCUCACUGAGAAUAAGGCAGCACAUUACAUACAUUGCUUCUCACACCAGCUCCAGUUAGCCUUAGUAUAUGUUGCCAAAAAUCAUGUUCAAAUUGCUCUCUUAUUCUCAGUAAUUUCAAAUAUGAUGAAUAUUGUGGGGGUUUCAUGCAAGCGACGUGACCAACUUCGAGAUAAGCAACGGGAGAGAACUUUAAUGGAAUUACAGAAUGGAGAACUAGUGACUGGACAAGGGUUGAAUCAAGAAAUAACUCUCAAGAGGGCAGUGGUUGUUGAAGAUGGUAUUAGUUCUGAACAAAAAGGUGAGGCUUUCGCAUUAUUAGGGACAAUGCAAUCUUUUGAAUUUUCAUUCUGUUUACUAUUGAUGAAGGAUAUACUUGGUAUAACUGCUGAGUUAUCACAAGCUUUGCAAAGGAAAGAACAAGACAUUGUAAAUGCCAUGUCUUUGGUUCAAAUAUGUAAAAAAAGGCUGCAAGUUAUGAGAGAUUACAAAUGGGAAGAGUUCAUCACCAAGCUGACUUCUUUUUGUGAGCAACACAAAAUAGAUAUUCCUGACAUGAAUGAUAGAUGGGUUGCUCGGGGACGGCCUCGUCGUAGAGCUUAA